UUAAAGGAGCGCGUAACCGCUUAUCGCACUAUAGUACAAAGUUAUCUGAGGAGAGUGAGCGUGAUCCUUCCGUGAUCUUUCCGAACGUGAACGACAUCCUGGAUUCGAUUCAUUCUUUUAAGCUUUGGUCGCCGAUUAGCGAGUGUUUCGAUUCAGAGCAUAGACAUCUAACAUGGGAGAAAGCAUAGCAGAUCCCUCCACCUCUGCCCGGUGGUCAGCGGCAAUGCAAAGUGAUAAGAUCGUCCCCCAGUGGAGCCUCAGACAGAGUUGUCUGUGUACGGUUAAGGAUUCCAUUCUCGGAUGGAGCCGUGGUCGAAGGAACAGCGUGAGUGCACAAUCAAGUGACGAGAAUCCGUUCUUGGAGUAUCCGAUCGACCUCAGACAUGAACUUCUCAACCACCUGUUGCGACUAAAACCAACCGGCAGAGAGCUUCUGAAAGCUGCUGAACUUCUCGUAUCGUCCGGUAUACCAUCCUUUGACCUGAGCUGUUUGGAUGACUGCAAAUUCAAAGAUGUGUGCACUGUCUUAGAAAUUCUCACCAGGACUGGUGCAUGCUUGAGAGAACUCAUCCUUGCUGGACAGUGGAUGUUUUAUGACGUCAGUGGUUCAUUAGUGAAACAAAUAUUGGAAUCAUGUCCUAAUCUUCGAUACUUAAAAUUGCAGCAUACCACGAGAGAUGGUCAUGAGUUAGAAAUCGCUCUCAGGCACUGCCCGAAACUGCAAAGAUUGGAGAUCAUGCAUCCAUCUGUCGACUUGGUAGAUAUUGAAAACCUUGGUAAUACCAUGCAAAAUAAUUCGGCUUUCGACAGUGUUCGAGAGAGCUUGAUUGAGGUGAGGUUACCUUCAUCUGUGAAUGGCCAAGGUGUUUUGAAGCUUAUGCAAAUACUGCCAAAUCUGCAAUACAUUUCGUGUACUUACCUUGAUCAAGUGAUAGACGAGUUAGAAGAAACCGAAGACUCAGCUUCCUGGCGUGAAAGAACAUCAAGUAUCCGAGGUUUUCAUGUUUCCCUUCCAGUGUGUGAAGACACUGCAGAAUUGGUAGUGGAAUGGUUUCCUAACUUGGAAGAAAUUUCUCUGGAAGUGCAAGAAGACAUGGAUCUUAAACCUCUCGCAAAGCUGUCGAAACUAAGAUCUUUAGAACUGAAGAACAGUCCUACUAUUCCAAUUUCUUACAUGGACGAAGUGCUUCCUCUUCUUGCCGCUUGUGGUAAAAAGCUUGUUAGUCUAAGCUUAGAAAGGUUCGACCUCAUCGACCUUGCCAAAACAGCUACUUAUUGUCCAAAUCUUAGGUCUUUCAGUGCCCAGUGGUUUACUAUUCUUAGUACAAGCAUGGGGAGAGGUGGUAAGAAACAAUUCCUUAACCUUCGAUAUCUUCGCUUAAGACCGAGGGUUAGUAGAAAGGUGACUCCAGAAGCCUGUGAAAUUCUUCUUACCCACAGCCAGUGCCUUAAGCAUCUGGAAUUCUAUUGCAGCUAUGGACUAACGGACAGUUUAGUUAACAAACUUCUCAAAACAAAUAAAUUCACGCUGUUGAGGACUCUGCUGUUAAGACAUGGUCACGGUUUAUCUUCAAAUGGAAUCUUGCAACUUACCAGAGCAGCACAAAAUCUUCGUGUGUGGGAUGUAGGUAUGAUCUAUUCCAAACAGUCUAAUACAUGAUGUAACAUGUUUUUUAAAACUAUCUUCAUUUAUGUGGGUUAAAAUAGAAGACCAUUCGAAACUAGUCAACAAGAGAAAUAACACUGCCAAAGAAAGUCAUUUGGUUUUUAUGUUAGUCAUUUCGUGAUGAAUUACUGUGUGAAAGUUUUCGAAAAUAAUUUAACUGUUGUUUACAGGAACAAAUAUGUGUAAAAUGUGUAGUGCAAUCGUGCAGUACUGCAAAUGGAAAAAAAUCAAAUAUACGUGAAGUCAAGAAAUUGUAUAAUUUUAAAAAUGUUGCUGAAAAAUUGGGAUUAUACACCUUGUUUCUAUCAUCUGAUUGUAUUUUCCAUUUUUUAAAUUGGAGUGCAUUUUUGGACUGAAUUUAUGAAUAUGUUUAGUUUAAUUUUUUGCAUUUUAAAACGUAAAUAACCGGUGAUUUAAUUUUACAUAAUGUUAAGAAUUUCUAAACAUGUUUAUAAGUAUUUUGUGCCUUAAUAUUUAGUGAAUAUAAAUUACCAAAAGUAAUCUGAAUAAUAUACUCGAUUACAAUAUAAACAAGCUAUGACUUGAAAAGAAGGUUCAUUGAGUAAAUAUGUAUUGGAUAAAUAACAUAAAUUUUCUAAAAAAAAUGUGCCUUAAAUGAAAACUGAUUGCAAACAUAUGUUGAAACAAAUUGUGUAUUGUACGAACAAUUGAUGAAUUUUGUUAAAUAUUUUAUACUUUUGAAAUUCUUAUUUAUUAUUUAGUUUUAAAGUAAUCAUAAUUUAAAAUAUAACUUUUUAAUUAAACUGCAUAAAAUAUCUUAUGAGUAUUUAUGUAUUGGAAGUCAAGUUAUCUCUGUUAAUUACUUUCAGAAAAGUAUCUUAAGAGUAAUUUUAAGAGUGAUGUGCAAUAUGGCGAAUAAUAUUUUAAUGCUCAGUCUGUCUUAAUAAUAUUGCUUUGAAUGCAAACCUAAAUUCUUUUUUCCAAAAUGCAAUUAGAAUCUGGAAUAAUAUACAUAUCGUAAAUGUUAUAACAGAUAUUUUGGAAAUACACAAUUUUAAAUAAGUAUUUUUAUAUGAAAAUUUUGAUAGAACUAUUUCAUUUUAUAUAAAAUGUUUACUCUGAAUAUUUCAAUUUUAAAUGAAUCUUAGAGCUCAUUUGUUCAUUCCAUAAAUUUGCUCAACUUUUUUUUUAAAUUUGUAAUUACCAUUAUUUAGAAUAUUUUUUGAUAAACAUUCCUCUGAAAUAUCUUUGUAUUUUGAAGCUCAUAAACCAUAAUAGUUUUAAAAAUAACUACUAGGAUUAUUUAAAAUAUUGUAAUGUUUUGAGACUGAAAUGAAAACAAUAUUUCAUAUAUCAUACAUUGUUACGCCCUGUAACCAUUAUUUGUAACCAUUAUUUAGAAUAAUUUUUGAUAAACAUUCCUCUGAAAUAUCUUUGUAAUUUGAAGCAUGUAAAACCGUAAUAUUUUUUUAAAAUAACUACCAGGAUCAUUUAAAAAAUACUGAUGUCUUGGGACUGAAUUUGAAACAAUUUUUCUUGUGUCUUGCAUUGUCACAUUCAAAGAAAUGUAUAGAGCCUUACAAUCCACUAGUGUGAUAGUGUGAUCUCUGUGAUAGUUUGAAGUGAAGUGAAACAUAAAAACACUCGUGCUGAUCGAAAAAUUGUCAUUUUAAACAUAUGUUGUUAUAAAUGACUCAAGCUUAAAGGUUUUUCUAUUAAAUAAUUUAUAAAAAAUA
Stegodyphus dumicola is the source of this 3363-nucleotide messenger RNA. RefSeq lists its product as uncharacterized. The record is from RefSeq and is a predicted model, not a curated record. NCBI's taxonomy places the organism in Eukaryota, Metazoa, Arthropoda, Arachnida, Araneae, Eresidae. Gene Ontology annotation, cellular component: SCF ubiquitin ligase complex. Gene Ontology annotation, biological process: SCF-dependent proteasomal ubiquitin-dependent protein catabolic process.